AUGAAGCAGUUUGCAAUCCGUUCUUUUCUGCUGUACCGAUGCCUUUGUAUCGUCGGCUGCAUCACGGUGUGGGACGGCGCAUCGCGGUCCUUUAACUUUCCCCAAGAAGGAGAAGCACCCGGCAAUGAUCUGCUCACGCGACAAGCCACGAACGUGAGCACCGGCAUCACGAGCGGAGUCUUGACCGGCACCGUACCACUGCCAACAACGGGCGUUCUCGCUCCGAAUAUCGUUAAUACAGGCGGCCAAACGUGCAUCUGCGUCCCCACGGGCCGUUGCAACACAACGGGUACUUCAACGGGCACCGAUGGCGCUGGACAGCUGGACGUGAGAAUCGUAACCAACCCUGGGGCCACGGCUGUAAACACCACCGCAACGACAACGACGACCACCGCAACCCCGAUCCCGAACAUUAAUGUGAAUAUCGUGUCACCAACGACCUGUGCUGCGGGCCUCGAGCGAUGCUGUAUGGCCGGAGGCUACCAAUGCGGACUACAGUAUCCGCCGGUUGCGACGGCUCCGGCCGUUUUUGCCAACCAGGCCGCCUACGGUGAGUAUCCGUGGCAGGUGGUUCUGCUCGGUCCGGGCGAUGUGUACGUCGGGUCAGGUGUCCUGAUCGACAACUUGAACGUGCUGACGGCAGCCCACAAAAUUUCCGACUACACAUCCGGCACCCGAGCAUUGAAGGUGCGUCUCGGUGAGUGGGACGCUGCGUCGACCUCGGAAUCGUUGCCGGUGCAAGAUUUCACCGUCGCCCGGUACUUCGUUCAUCCGAACUUCACGGUGGCCAACCUGCGGAACGAUAUCGCCGUGCUGCGUCUCUCCGCAGUGGUCAAUCUCGGUGUGACACCAACCAUCGCCACGGCUUGCCUGUCCACGGCAUCAUUCGUCGGAAACCGCUGCUGGGUGUCGGGCUGGGGUCGGAACGAUUUCACGAGCGGUGCAUACCAAGCGAUCCCCAAAGAGGUCGAUGUGCCCAUAGUGGCCACGGCCAACUGUCAGACGGCCUUGCGAACGACACGCCUGGGGCCGAACUUUGUGCUCGAUCCAAUCAGCUUCCUGUGUGCGGGCGGCGAACAGGGCAAGGAUGCGUGCACGGGCGACGGUGGCUCACCGCUGGUGUGUGCCUCCAGUGGACGCUGGUACGUGGUGGGCCUGGUGGCCUGGGGUAUCGGGUGCGGUAGCAACGGUAUCCCGGGUGUGUACGUUAACGUUGCUUCAUACAUUCCAUGGAUUACUACCAUCAUAGCAACGGUGUAGUGUGCUCCGGUGUGGCUCGCAGUUACAAUUACACACAUACACGCUGAACAGACAAAGCAAACACAGGCACCCGGAUGAGGCUUAUUCUAUUUACAGAAGGGAUUCAACAAAAGAUAACACUAUGCUGCAGGAAAGCGAGAGACAGAGAAAAACACAAACACUCUACUCUGGCAUCACUUUGUGUAACAAACAAUAAAAACAAUGUUUUACUUCGCUCCCGUGUCACUGCCAUAGCAACAUACCUGUGUGUGCCCAACCCAGCGUGCUGGCCUCAUAGGCCGCCGCUCUAGCUUACAACCGUUCGGCCCGCCGUUAUAACUUGGGCGUGCUUGUCGCCUCACCAUCCGCCGUCACCUUGGCAACCACCGAGUAGAUGUUGUAGCGCUUCCGGAGCAACUGAUGCACUUCGUCGGCACAGUCGAUCCGCACGCCCGCCCGCUUGUACUCCAGGUACGUCCGCAGAAAGUUGCGGUUGGUUUCGUGCACCUUCGGGUGCGACAUGUACUCGUCCACAUCCAUCCACUGGCAACCGGCAAUCUCGCGGUCGCACUUGCUAAUAUCGUCCGACAGCGGAGUCAGGGCCAUCACGAUGUACAGAUCCGAACACCCGAACCCGGCACCGUGCGCGUGCCGGAUCGAGACGACCGACUCGAAUUUGGUGCGUAUGU
Messenger RNA from Anopheles cruzii, 1928 nucleotides. Its product is annotated as phenoloxidase-activating factor 2-like. The transcript is spliced from 5 exons. Gene Ontology annotation, biological process: proteolysis. The coding region runs from base 1 to 1260 and encodes 419 amino acids. Lineage: Eukaryota; Metazoa; Arthropoda; Insecta; Diptera; Culicidae. Gene Ontology annotation, molecular function: serine-type endopeptidase activity. The record is from RefSeq and is a predicted model, not a curated record.